AUGCAGUCGAUGCGCGACGAGCGACUGCGUAUCGAAGCCGACCUCGAGCGCCUCGAGCUCGAGAUGGCGGAGCUCGAGUACGACGAGAUGUCCGUGUGGGCGUCAAUUGACGACUGCAUGUGGGCACUGGCGGCGCAGCGCGAGCAUCGAGACAUGGAGAUUGCGCGCGUGGCCACGAUGGAGCAGCGCGCGCGAGCGAUCCGGCGCAUGAACGUUGCGAGCGAUGCCUUUUACAUUUGGCACAAGGGGCCGUUCGGGACCAUCAACGGCUUCUCGAUGGGCCGGCUGCUUGCGCAGCACACGGAUUGGCACGAGAUCAACGCGGCGUGGGGCGAAGCGACGCUGCUGUUACAGCACAUUGCCGAGACUCUCGGCGUUGCCUUUCACAGAUACCGCCUCGUGCCGCUCGGCAACGCGUCCAAAGUGAUAAGGCUGCAGCGACCCGAGAUGGAGUACCACCUGCACGGGUCGGACCAAGAUGCCUUCCCGGAGAGCUUCUUCAACCUUGGCAUUGCCGCGUGGCUCGACUGCCUCGGCCAUCUCGAAGCGUGGGUCCUGGAGCGCGACUCAAGCUUCCGACUUCCCUACAAGAUUACGGCAACACACGUGGGCAACUUUUCGCUGCUCUUCCUUCGCGACGACGAAGCCUGGACCAAAGCCUCGAAGAACGCGCUCACGAACCUCAAGUGGCUCCUCGCGUGGUCGGCCAAGCCGCUGGCGACGCCGGCAGCAACGUCGUAGCCUUUGUCUGCACUGCGUUGGCGGUCAUCGUCCCGUCGUUGAAUCGAUGUGUUGAAGAAACAGCAAAACUCUAAAGCGUCUGAGGACUCAUCGAUGAUCCGACAUGCAAAUGAAUUGUGCUUGG
Molecule: messenger RNA, 865 nt
Organism: Saprolegnia parasitica CBS 223.65
Lineage: Eukaryota; Oomycota; Saprolegniomycetes; Saprolegniales; Saprolegniaceae
Exons: 4
Coding region: 1-741 (246 amino acids)
Biological process (GO): autophagosome assembly; late endosome to vacuole transport; autophagy
Cellular component (GO): phosphatidylinositol 3-kinase complex, class III, type I; phagophore assembly site; phosphatidylinositol 3-kinase complex, class III, type II
Source: RefSeq, a predicted model, not a curated record